AUGAACUACAACCGUCGAAGUCCCGGUGGUUUCCGCUCCGCCCCCGCCCCACUCCAUCGGAAUUUUGAUAGUCCACAGCGUUGGUCUCCGGGUAGGGUUGGGGGUUUUCGUCCACCAGGUGCUGGAGACGGGUUCAGGCCGAUGGGAGGUGAAGGUCCUGGAGAUUUUGGAUUUAAUAAUCAUCAGCCGUCGGUGAUGUCUGGGCAGAAACGAGGGUUUCCUUUCUCUGGACGUGGAGCUUCACCGGAUCAUUUUGAUGGUGGAAAUUUUGCCAAACUUUUUGUUGGGUCUGUUCCGCGAACAGCAACGGAGGAAGAUAUUCGUCCUUUAUUUGAGGAACACGGGAAUGUGAUUGAGGUCGCCCUGAUCAAAGAUAAAAAGACUGGACAGCAUCAAGGUUGUUGUUUUAUAAAGUAUGCUACUUCAGAGGAAGCUGAUCAGGCAAUAAGAGCAUUGCACAAUCAACAUACUCUUCCCGGAGGUGUUGGUCCCAUCCAAGUGCGGUAUGCUGAUGGCGAACGGGAACGCCUUGGUGCAGUUGAGUACAAACUAUUUGUGGGCUCUCUGAAUAAACAGGCUCUCGUAAAGGAAGUUGAGGAAGUUUUCUCAAAAUAUGGGCGGGUUGAAGAUGUUUAUCUUAUGCGUGAUGACAAGAAGCAGAGUCGUGGAUGUGGUUUUGUCAAAUAUUCUCACAGAGAUAUGGCACUGGCAGCUAUUAAUGGACUUAAUGGAAUAUAUACAAUGAGAGGUUGUGAUCAACCACUGAUUGUUCGAUUUGCUGAUCCUAAGAGACCUCGCCAAGGAGAUUCCAGGGGUCCUGCAUUUGGAGCUGCAGGAUUUGGUCCUAGAUUGGAUGCACCAGGCACUAGACUUCCAUCAAAUAAUUCUGAUCCUAUGGGUGAUCGUAUGCCUCCCCCUAAUGCUUGGCGUCCAAUCCAUCAACCAAAUACUGGUACAUCUUUCAAUGCUGGUUUUCAUGGUAUGGGGCCUCCAUCGAUGCCAAGAUCUGGCGAUAUGGCAUUGCCUAUAAAUGCAGGUGGUCCUAUGAAUGGCAUGGGAGUCUCCAUAGAUGUCCGAUUUCAAGCUCAGUCUCCGUCAGCAAUGCCACAACAGAAUUUCAACCAGCCUCGACCGCAAAUUCCACCGGUCAAUCAACAAAUACCUCCAUCACAGAAACCUAUUCAAUCAUCUCAGGAGUUUCCACCUUCACACCAGUUAUAUCCUCAAGCUCCGAUGCCCUAUCCACAAACAUCGACACUUCCAUCCCUCAGGCAACACGGUCAGCCACAACCUCUGUCUGCUGGUCCGCAGGGACUGGGCAUUAAUGCACAGUUUUCAGUUCCUCAACCUCAAGCUCAGCAGAGUGUUUUGUCUGCUACGUUUCCUCAGACCUCUCUUGAUACUAACAUCCAAUCUAACACAGCAUUGACUACCCCUAGUCAACAGCAAAUUCCUCCCUCUAUGCAGCAGCAGCAGCAGCAGCAGCCGCCACUUCAACCUCUUCAGCAAUCCCCUUCCCAGCUAGCCCAAUUGGUCUCACAACAAACACAGACUUUACAAGCAAGCUUUCAUUCAUCUCAGCAGGCCUUCUCCCAGCUUCAACAACAAAUGCAGAUGAUCCAGCCAUCCACUCAAGCAAUGACAUUGCAGCAUCAUGCAGAAGCUACUAAAACACAGUCUCAAUGGGGCGGGCCUGUACCACAUGCAGCCAAAGGCACUCAUGUGGCUGCACCUGCUUCCGGUGCUCCUUCAUCAUCAGUUGUUACUUCUUCUGUACAAGCAAUAAGCCAGAACACAACUCUUCCAAAAUGUAAUUGGACAGAGCAUCUAUCUCCCGAGGGCUUCAAAUACUACUAUAAUAGUGUGACUGGGGAAAGUCGGUGGGAGAAACCCGAAGAGUUGACAUUGUUUGAACAACAAAAGCAACAGCACAGCCAGUCUGUUCAGCAGUCUCAAAUUCAGUCACAGCCUUCAAUACCACCCACCCAACAAAUUGCACAAAACCAACAGGUUCAGCCUCAAAGUCAUUUCCGAGAACAAGUUCCCCACCAUCAACAAUUACAGCAACCCUCCUCCUUCCAGGCAUAUGGAGUUACAGGUCAUCAAAAUGUUCAGGAACUUGGUUAUAAACAGACGUCAUUUGUUUCUGCUGGUGAUCCUGGACGUUAUUCACAGGGUAUUAAUACUACGCAAGAGCUGAUGUGGAAAAACAGACCUGCAGGAGUUUGA
Lathyrus sativus (Indian pea) is the source of this 2229-nucleotide messenger RNA. Lineage: Eukaryota; Viridiplantae; Streptophyta; Magnoliopsida; Fabales; Fabaceae. The record is from the annotation of a GenBank genome assembly.